This is a messenger RNA of Eurytemora carolleeae, 4039 nucleotides long. RefSeq lists its product as uncharacterized. The record is from RefSeq and is a predicted model, not a curated record. Lineage: Eukaryota; Metazoa; Arthropoda; Copepoda; Calanoida; Temoridae. The transcript is spliced from 18 exons. The coding region runs from base 14 to 3328 and encodes 1104 amino acids.
CAGAAUACAAAGAAUGCCUUUAGAGGAAAAAUUGAUCGUAGAGCAUGUGGAUAAAACCAGAAAUAGAUUACUGAAUCCGAAAGAACCAACAGAAGAACCUAACUUAAGAAAACAUAGAUUUGAAGAACACUCGAGAAAAGUUCGAAAUAAUCUUCCAUCAGGGAAGAAAAUGGCGGAAAGGUUGAAGUCCAAUUUACCAAUCCCAGAUGGAAAAGAGAACAGAAACCGACCCAGGAUUGUGCGGCCUGUUUUGAGACCUGCUAAGCUGAACGGCCCCUCAAGCUCUUCUACCAGCUCUAGUCCAAACCUUAAUUCCAAAGGUUUAGAUUUAUUAUUUAAUCUUGGUGGUUCUUCUAGUCUUCCUUCAUCACCUUUAACAACAGGUUUGAAUCUGACCCUAACCUCUAGCUGCUCUGGGGUUGAGGUCAUCAGCUCAACCUUCAGCACAGUCAGCAGUACGUUAACCCUCACCAGCAGUACAUUAACCCCUUCCAGUAGUACAUUAACCCCCUCCAGUAGUACAUGUACACCAGAGAGCAGUUCAAACACAACUCCUCGACCUAGCACCCACAGUACACCUCGGCCUAGUUCAAGUUCAUUGAGUACACCUGGACUGAGGACUGCAGAAGGUCUAGAUAUACCCUUGAACAAUACAGUUUCUACUCCAUACUCACAAAUAUCAUUGUCCUACAGAGUAUCUCGGGUAGGGGGUGAGGGUGUAUCCCCUAGAGACUUGACCACCAGGCUUCUUAAAACUGGAUUACAAAAUUCGCAGGAUGUUCCUGCCUUGAAACAAUCCCGUAGUCCUGGGAUAAUCACCUCAAGCCUAGUUCCUGAUAUUCAUAAUAUUAUUCUAGCCAAGAUUAAGUACAAUAAACGCAGCUCGCAGAAGACAACCCCUAACAGAAGUCCGUGCAAGGCCCCAGCUCCUAGACCUAAUGCACCUCAAACUUUUAUUCAGAGAUCUGAGGAUCCAGAGGAUAUUUUUCUAGGACAUGGAGAGUCAGAUAGUAGUGUUGGAAGUAUUUCUAGCUCUAGACCCAGUAGUUCAUGUAGUGAACUUAUUGAACCCGACCUAUCCGAACUGGACGCUAACUUUAGAUCUCUGUUUCAAGGAGUUGAUGAAUACAGGGUUGGAGUGGUUUGUUCUAACAAGCUUUUGGAUCAUCUGCUUUCCUUCGUCGAUCUUCCUCAACUAGAUCGGUGGAAGAUCGACGAGCUGAGUCGACUUCUAGAUCCUAAUCAUGACAAUAGGCUAGUCGACGAGGGCCAGUUUGUCGCUGUUGGUCGCAGAUGGGCUGAAAUGAUAUCAGCAACAGGACUAGGGCAUGAUGAUGUGGUCCUUUGUGGACCUAAUACCUCUGAGGAACAGGAUAAGCCGGACCUGGAUAAUGUGAGUUAUGGAAGUGUCGAGGGACUUGGUGGAUUGCCGGGGUGUGAUAGUAGAGAAGUAGAGCUAGAAAAUAGAUGUAGUGAGCUAAGAUAUCAACUGUGUAAGCAGCAAGAAGAUUACGCUGAUCUACAGACUGCUCUCUCCGCAACAGAGGAAGCAGCAAACUCUCUGUCCUGGGAGCUGGAUGCUGCUAAACUAAAAAUUUCAGCUCUCAGUAGUGGACUAGAGAGAGCUAGCAGCUCUGCAGAAGAAGCUGAAGGAUUAGCAGCUGCUAACAGAUUGGCUGAAGAGCGUUUAAUCAGUCUCACCGCUAAUCUGGAGGAAUAUAAGGAAGCAUUAAGACGCAAGGAUGAAGAGCUGCUUGAAAAGGAGCAACUGUUUGACAAGCUGAGAGUGGAGGCAGCAGCUGCUGUACGGAAGGAGAAGGCAGCAGCUACAGAGCUUGUUGAGAAGGAAGCUCAGCUUCAGCAGCUUCUAGAAGAACUGGAGAACAAGGAUGAGAUCAAUGAUAAACUUGAAGAGGCAAAACAGAGGAAGGAUGGAGAACUUGAAGCUGCUGGACGGGAACUACUCCGACUAGAGACCGAACUAGGAGCUAGAGAAGAUGAGAUUAAGAACCUGACUUCAGGGUUCGGUUCCCCGAACACUGGAAGCAUUCACGGAGCGAACAUUCUUGAUGUCAGCGUAGAUGACAAGGUAUUGGAAGAGUUUAAUGAGAGUAAUAGUCCAAACCCUAAACGUAGCUUCCCUCUGACUCCCCUGGCCCGGGGACCUAGUGCUAGCUCUACACCUGCUAGGGGUAGAAGAGGGAGUAUAGUAGAGGAACUCAGAGAUGUAGGAUUCCCCUCGCCUCUCUGUGGGAAGGGGGUUCAAGAGCACAAGUUGUACACAAGGCUACAGGCUGAGAUAGGAAGAUGGCAGGAGAGCGUUAGAAGAGUUAUUAUUGCUGAAGUAGAUCCAGCGUUUACUGGUAAACUCAUAUCUGCUGUUAACAAGGUUAUGGAGGGGAUACAGAGGGAUAUCCUACUCCAGAUAGAUACUGCAGGGGUAGAUGUAUCCAAGGAGAACGAGGAGUUGAGAAGAGAACUGGAGGUGCUUAAGGAGGAGUUACAGCACUGUAAGGAUGAACUAGAGAAGGAGAGACAGUGCGCUGUAGUCAAGUAUAAUGAUAGAGCAGAGCUGCAUGAUAUUGAACUAGUAGAGAACAGGGUUACAGAGAUGGCAAAUCUACUCCAGGCAGCAAACCGUGCUCUGUUAGCUGCAGGGCAGAGUAUGAGUCGAGAACCUAGUAGACCAACUACUCCAGACCAGACUAGUAUUGACGAGGAUCCUCUUGGAGGCUGGCAGCUUGAUCUCGAGGGUAUUGAGCUGAUAGAGUGCAACAACAACCUGAGUAAGAUGCUGCUCCAGUAUUCUAAACAGCUGAGACAAGACCUUAGUAGAGCAGAGGCUGGAGCUAACACUGAGAAGAGGAAGCUAUGGUUGUCUUCACUUUACACUAGGCUAGAGGAUCUACAGGAGGAAACAGAGAAAUCAAGGUGUCUUCUACAACAAGCUGGUGAGAGCUUUAGAGAGCAGCAGGUCCAGCUCCAGCUUCAGACAACAAAAGAUGUUUCAAUCCUCAGGUUUCCUAAAACUCAGUCCUGUCAAACAGAACCUUUACACCUGGAGGAGGUUGAACUUGUUGAAGGAGUUGAAGCUAAGGAGGUUGAGGAGAAGGUUGAGAAUAAGAGUAAAGGAGCUCUGGGCUGGUUCAGCUACCUGGUGGGUUUCCUAACUCUUCUAACUCUUCUCCUUCUCUUUACAUUUAUGUGUGGUGUUGAAUACGAGGGUAGGGUCUACUAUCCUAUCACGUAUUCUCCUUUCAGAUCUCUAGACUGGGUUCCCGCUCCUCGAGUCAGCAUCAGGCUAACAAGGAGCUACAAGAUCUGGUAGAUUCUAGUUCCAACCCUUCUCCGGGUACCCCUAGAUCAUAUAGUUCUAACCCUACUCCUGGUACCCCUAGAUCCCAUAGUUCACCUAAGGAAUGUACUGAGCCUAGAUUAUCUCUAGUAGCUAAACCUUGUAUUAUAGAAAGUGGAUCCUGGGUUAUCCUAGACACUUAUCAUACCAAGUUUAUAUAAGAGUGACAGAUGUAAGAAAAUAUUCUAGUAAUAGUUGCAUUUAUCUUACAGGAAAAUACUCGGCAAUAAGAUUAUAUGAAUACCUAAACGUAAAACCUUUGUGAAAUUAGUAAAAAUGGUGAAUGUUUAAAAUUGUUGCAGUAAAAGAUAUUUAACCAGGGUUAAAAUUUGAUCGUCUUCCAAUGUGAUUUAUAUCCAAAUUCUAGUGAUUGGUGCUACAAGUAGUAAAAAGGGAUAUAUAUGUAUUUAUUUGUAAAACUACUAUAUUCUAAUUAUUUUUACAACACUUGAAACAGUUCUUUAUAGCUUUAUUUGUAGGAUCAAGUAUUUUGACAUUGAAUAGUUAAUAAAACUAGUAAAUUUUGUUUGCUCAGAUAAACCAAACAUUAAUCUUGAUAAAUUGUAUACUGUAUACUGUAUAUCCCUUUAACUGUCGACUAAGCAGUAAACAAAACUCUUCAGUUUCGACAUUUAUUUUAUGUAUUUUCAAUUUAAUUGACUCAAAUAUAUAUAUUUACGAGCA